GUGUUGUGUUGUGCUCUCCGCUUUCUUGAUUGUGUCCCUUUAGCCCAGUCUGGAUGAGACCCUGGAGGAAGGUGGUCACAUGGCGAAUCCAGAUAAGCAGGGUAUGCUUUUGAAACAAGGCCACGGUAUUCGGGCAGAUUGGAAAAGAAGAUAUGUGGCUCUGAAAGGCCAAUCGUUUUGUUACUACCAUACCAUCUUCGAUUUCCGUGACGAUCACCCGAUUCACGAGAUCGGCAUGGCAACCGCUGCCGUCAAGCCGUCACAGCGCAAUCGCUUCAAACUCGUCACGCCGAAUCGAACAUACGAGUAAGGCUGCGCUAGCCCG
This is a messenger RNA of Sycon ciliatum, 325 nucleotides long. Its product is annotated as probable serine/threonine-protein kinase DDB_G0272282. Gene Ontology annotation, molecular function: phosphatidylinositol-3,4,5-trisphosphate binding. The transcript is spliced from 4 exons. The record is from RefSeq and is a predicted model, not a curated record. The coding region runs from base 80 to 310 and encodes 76 amino acids. NCBI's taxonomy places the organism in Eukaryota, Metazoa, Porifera, Calcarea, Leucosolenida, Sycettidae. Gene Ontology annotation, cellular component: cytoplasm.